This is a messenger RNA of Closterium sp. Naga37s-1, 4530 nucleotides long. The record is from the annotation of a GenBank genome assembly. Lineage: Eukaryota; Viridiplantae; Streptophyta; Zygnematophyceae; Desmidiales; Closteriaceae.
AUGGGUAUCCGACAGUCCAUGAGCGUGGGUCUGCGUCACCACCGUCAGGUCGGCUCCACGGUGGUUACCGCAGUCGAGGCCGUAUCGGGAGAGGGAAUCAGCGCGGAAGUGUCGAGACUCGAAACAGCCGUUCAAUCUGGGAAAGUGCGGGACGCCACGCGGUGGCUCACCAAGAGGAAGAGGACGGCGAGCCGAGUCCGUCGCGCGCGCAACCUGCGGUCGAGGAACGACCUGGUGAUUCGCCUCGUGCGGGACCUGUGCGAUCGCAAGCUUGCGUCCGCGGCGGCUGCUGCUGCUGCUGCUGCUGUCGCCGCCUCUUCGGUGGAGGACCGCGGACGUGGUAGUUCGGCGCCUGCUGCUGGUGCUGGCUCUUACAGUCGUCGGCUUCGAGAUACGUCGGCUAUAGAACAAAAGGAGUUCUCCCUGGGCGCGAUGCUCGUGGUGGCACCCGUGGGCCGCCGCUACGCGCAAGAAGCGGGAGAAGCUUCUACUCGUUACGCUGGUUUCCGUGGCUGGAGCGGCGCGAGCGGAAGAGGCGACGACGGCGCGAAUGUGGCGACUCUUGAGGUGGGGGCAGGUGGUGAUUAUGGUUGUGCCGGUAGCGCUGGUGGAACGGUCGUCGUGCCUGUCGGCCCCAUGCGCGUUGCUCCAACGAAUCCUGCCGCCGCUGUUGCUGCUGCUGCUGGUGCUGCUGCUGCUGCCGCUGCUGCUACUGCUUAUGACGAUGAUGCUGACGUGCCUCUUCAUGCUGCUGCUACUGAUGGUGAUGCUGUCGGUACAAUUGUCUGUUACGCGGACGCUCAAGCGCGGGCUCCGCUUUUUACCCAAUUCGUCGAUGAAUCAACCGAAGCCGCUCGAGCCCUGCAACCCGGAGCGCCGGAAUUUUCCGCGCCGGAUUUGUCUGCGGCAGAAGUAUCUGAAGGGCUCGGAGUGUGCGUGUCUCCAACUGUGGACGCACCUGCAACGACCGGAGCCUCUGCGGCGCUGCUGCGUGCCAAGACGCGUGAGGUGGAAGGAGGUGAGGAGAGCGAGAGGACGGAGGAGGAGCAAGGGCUGGGUGAGUUUGCCGCGGGAGGGGGAGAUGGAGGGACGGGUGACCAGGGCGAGGUGGUUAUGGCUGAGGAGGAGGCCUUUGGGAACGUCGGGACUGCUGGAAACGGUGGGGAGGAUGAGGACGAGGAUGAUGACGAGGAGGAGAACAAGGAAAUGGUUGAGAAUCUGUUGCAGUUCAAGAGAAGCGCCUCGCGCGAGGCGCUGCCGGUGCUCGCAACUGCUGCCGCGCCGGCGGCGGCGGCGGCGGCGGCGUCGGGCGCGGCGGGGGCAGGGGCUUCGGUGGAGGGGAACGGAGUGGGGUACGGUGAGGCUGAGACUGAGUUUGGGAACAGCGAGGGUGAAGGGGUGUCGUCGCACGAAGACGCUGACAUGCCUGAUGCUGAGGCUGCGACUGAGGGAUUCGCUGCGACUGCUGCGACUGAGGCUGCGACUGCUGCGACGAGAGGAGAUCCGGGAUUGCUCCCGCACGGGAUCGCGCAAAUCGCACGGGGAGUCGCGCAGCAGGUCGCGCGCGAGGUCGCGGUGGUUCAGACGCUGGCGGGGGGCCUGUGCGACGGUUUGGGCGACGAGCUGGGCGACGGGGCGACGCUUGAGGUGGCGGUGCAGGGUCUCCUUCCGGAUAGCUGCGCGUUGAAUCAAGUGGCUGUGGUGCCCGUGGUGUGCAUUCACGACGGGCAUGCGGACGAGGACGACUCAGAGGACGUCCGAGGAGGAGGAGGAGGUGGUGCUGCUGUUCCGCACUACGAAGUGUCUGGUGACGAAGAGGCGGCCGUUUGUAACCCGGUUACCACCAUGCUGGAGGGUCCGUGCGACGGAGUGUCAGGGGGGGCGUCGGAUGAUGCGGGCGGCAACCCGUCCGAGGUCACGGAGAGCCAGGAAACGCCCCAACUCGAGGAGCAUGAGCAGAGUCUCGAGUCUAAGCACGCUCACGGGUCGAUCGAGGGUCCUCUCCUUGCCCCCGCAGAGCAGGCGGCGGACGAAUUGGCUCGUUCGGUGCAGGCGCAGGAAGAGGAGAACAAGCGGUUGCGAGAGGCGUUGGCAGCAGCGCGUGCCACGUGGAAGGCUGUGCAGGACGAGAACAGGCACCUGCUGCAACAGAUGACUCUCCAUGGCCUUGAACUGCCCGCAUGUGUGACUGCCAAGGCGCAUCAUCUCAACAAAUCCCCUCCACCGCUGCAACAGCAUCAACCACAGCAACUGCAGCAGGACGCUGCAGUGCUUUCACCCUUCUCUCCUCCGCCCACUUCCUCCUCCUCCUCCUCCGCAGCAGCUGCAGCAGCGGCGCCAGGAGUAGCGCGUUGCCCCCCCGCCCUCCCCCCGUUCCUCUCCCCGUUCGCCCCUCCCCCUCCCUGGGCAUGCCAUCCUGCCAGACUGCCCCUUCCGCCCUUCUUCCGCUCAUCCGCGCUCCCCCUCCCCGCGCUCUUCCACAAGGGCCUCCCCGCAGGCCCCUGCGCCCCCGCCUGGUUCUCCCGCUCAGCCCCCCCCGCGCCACUUGCCUGGGUGAAUAUUUCUCCCCCGCCCGCGUCCUUUCCUCUUCAAUCCACGGGUGCUUUCGCCCCUGUCGCCGCCCCUGCCACGACUGGCGUGACUGCUGCCACAGCUGCUGCGGCUCCAGGAGUGCAGAGCGCAGCGGGUGAAGGGCAGGGAUGGGUGGGAGGUGUGGGAGUGCGUUUUCCUGUGUCUGCUGAAUCUGGUGCUGUCGCAGCAGCUGCUGCUGCUGCUGCCGGUGAUGGUUGUGUGGGGAGUGUUGUGGAUAGUGAUGUGGGUAGUGCGGUUGCACCGCGCACAGAUGCUGGUACUGGGGAAGCUGAUAACGAGAAGCAAGCCGCUUCCGCUGCUUCUGCUGGUGCUGCAGUUCCUGCAUCGGUGUCUACCCCCCUGACUUUCUCCUCAUCCUCUGCUCCUUCACUUUCAACUAGUUCUCUUCGGCCACUUCCAAUGAUUCCCCCCUCCUCGCUCUUCCUCCCCCCAACUGCCUUUCACCACCACCACCGCCACCAGCAGCAGCAGCCGCUGUCACAGCAGCAGCAGCAACUGCCGUCGCCCUUCCCCUUCUACUUCCCGCCCUCAUUCUUCUCCGUCCCCCCGCACGUGCACCCCUCCGCGCUACCCCGCCGCACCUCCCCCCCCACCGGCGCUGCCUCUGCUGCCGCCACUGCCACCGCCGGCACAAAAGUCAACCAUGACGUGAGUAAGCAGCAGUCUCGCCGUGCUACCCUAAGGCCCUCCCCUCCUAGUAGCUUCUCUGCCGCUGGUGCUGCAGGGGGCAGCUCUGCUGGUGCAGCAGUUGCGCCUGUUGCAUCUGCUGCUGGCGCAUCCCCUAUUGCAAGCGGUGCGGGUGCUGGGAAAGAGGGAGUUGGCAACAGCGGUUCAGGCGGCUCAGGCGGCUCAGGGGGUAAUGCAUUUGGAGGGGGUGGUUGUGCAAGUUGGGGGGUAUCGUCAGGAGCAGCAGGAGGGGAUGGUGGUGGUAGCAUUGGUGGCGGUGCCAGUGGUGCUCAUGGCGCCAGUGGUGCUAGUGUGGGUACUGCUGCUGCUUCUGCCGCCGCCGCUGCUGCUGCUUCUGCCGCCGCCGCUGCUGCUGCUGCUGCUGCUGCUGCUGCUUCAGGUUCUAGUGCUGCGUUUGCUACUGGUGCUGCCGGCCCCUCCUCUGGUGCGUCAGGAGCAUUGCUAGCAGCAGCAGCCGGCGCUGCCGCUGCUGCCUCUUCCUCGGCUCCUGGCGCCACAGUUUGCAGCGUGGCCGCUGGCAAAUUCGUCGAUAAUUCCGUACACGAGAGUAACAACAGUUUUUUGGCAGUUUCAGCUGGUGCUGCUGGUAGCAACAACAGGUCUUGGGAGAAGAGAGCAUCCGGCUCUUUGUCCCCGACUGCAGCAGCAGGAGGGUUAUCAACAGGAGCUGCCUCUACUGGUGAGGCCCCUGCAGGAUCGCCCCCUUCAUCCCCGGGUGCCAUUGCUUCUUCAAGUCCUGGUGGGAAGAAGCGGGCACGGGACGAGGGGGGAGACGAUGUGGGACGGGUUUUGCAGCCAGUACAGUCCCUUGUUCCCGGUCCCAUGCCUGAACCGCUGGUGGUGCUGCUUCCGGGGGGAGUUCGAAUGCCGUGCCCCUGGCCUGCCACUCUCCCCCGCCCUCCUAUGAUGCCGGUUUCGUCAGCAGUGGGAGGAUUGGGAGGGGUGCCAGGAGGAUGUGUGAUGGGGACAGUGGGUGUGGGCAUGGGAAGUGCAGCUGCAGAGGCGAGGAAGAGGAGGAGGGAGGUGAAGAGGAGCAAGGGCAUGAUGGGUCAGGCAAUGGUGGCAGGUGCUGCUGCUGGUGGCGGUGGUGCUGGUGGUGAUGCUGUGGGGUCAGCAGCUCCUGCUGUGGCUGGUGCUGCUGCUGCUGCUGGUGUGUUUAUUCAGGUACCAGGGGAGGUGAUGAGGGCUCGUGUGCCAGCCACAGACGUCGCUUGCCGCCCUGCCCUGCUCUCUACUGCCCCGACUUGUUGA